This is a messenger RNA of Elephantulus edwardii (Cape elephant shrew), 1035 nucleotides long. It is a transcript of the gene NAGK, whose product is annotated as N-acetylglucosamine kinase. The coding region runs from base 1 to 1035 and encodes 344 amino acids. The record is from RefSeq and is a predicted model, not a curated record. The transcript is spliced from 10 exons. NCBI's taxonomy places the organism in Eukaryota, Metazoa, Chordata, Mammalia, Macroscelidea, Macroscelididae. Gene Ontology annotation, molecular function: N-acetylglucosamine kinase activity.
AUGGCUUCACUCUACGGGGGUGUGGAGGGGGGAGGCACGCGGUCCAAGGUCCUCCUACUCUCCAAGGAUGGGCAGAUCCUGGCAGAAGCAGAUGGGCUCAGCACGAACCACUGGCUGAUCGGAACAGACAAGUGUGUGGAGAGGAUCAACGAGAUGGUGAACACAGCCAAGCAGAAAGCAGGGGUGGACCCUUUGGUACCUCUGCGCAGCCUGGGCCUAUCCCUGAGUGGUGGGGAGCAGGAAGACGCAGUGAGGACCCUGACGGAUGAGCUGAGGGACCGAUUUCCCCACCUGAGUGAGAGCUACUUAAUCACCACGGACGCUGCCGGCUCCAUCGCCACAGCUACGCCGGAUGGUGGAAUUGUGCUAAUCGCCGGAACAGGCUCCAACUGCAGGCUGGUCAACCCCAAUGGCUCGGAGAGCGGCUGUGGUGGCUGGGGCCACAUGAUGGGGGAUGAGGGCUCAGCCUACUGGAUUGCACACCAGGCAGUGAAAAUGGUGUUUGAUUCCAUUGACAACCUCAAGGCAGCACCUCACGACAUUGGCUACGUCAGGGAGGCCAUGUUCAGCUAUUUCCAGGUGCCCGACCGGCUUGGCAUCCUCACCCACCUGUACAGGGACUUUGAUAAGUCCAGGUUUGCUGGGUUUUGCCGGAAAGUUGCAGAAGGUGCUCAGCAAGGAGACGGCCUCUCCCGGGACAUCUUCAGGAAAGCCGGAGAGAUGCUGGGCAGACAUGUGGUGGCUGUGUUACCUAAGAUUGACCCGGUCUUGUUCCAAGGAGAACUCGGCCUCCCCAUCCUGUGCGUUGGGUCCGUGUGGAAGAGCUGGGAGCUGCUGAAGGAAGGUUUUCUUCUGGCUCUGACCCAGGGCAGAGAAGUCCAGGCUCAGGACGCUUUCUCCAGGUUCACCCUGAUGAAGCUGAGGCACUCCUCAGCCCUGGGUGGGGCCAGCCUUGGGGCCAAGCACAUCGGACACUCACUGCCUCUGGACUACACUGUCAACGCCGAAGCCUUCUUCUCCCACACCUUCUCCUAG